This is a messenger RNA of Dicentrarchus labrax (European seabass), 914 nucleotides long. RefSeq names its product trafficking protein particle complex subunit 1-like. The coding region runs from base 141 to 578 and encodes 145 amino acids. Gene Ontology annotation, cellular component: TRAPP complex. The transcript has 5 exons. Gene Ontology annotation, biological process: endoplasmic reticulum to Golgi vesicle-mediated transport. Lineage: Eukaryota; Metazoa; Chordata; Actinopteri; Moronidae. The record is from RefSeq and is a predicted model, not a curated record.
AUUAAAUAACAGGUAUAUUUUAGUAAAUGUCUUUAUGUUGUUGCUGUGAGCGAACGUACAUUUAUAAAACAAUAAAACAGUUCUGUUGCGGCAGGUAAGCGGACACCUCUAGCGGCGGGGUCCUGAACCAGGAAGAGAAGAUGACGGUCCACAACCUGUACAUAUUCGACCGUAACGGCAGCUGUCUGUAUUAUAACGAGUGGAACCGGAAGAAGCAGGCGGGGAUCUCCAAAGAGGAGGAGUUCAAGCUGAUGUACGGGAUGCUGUUCUCCAUCCGCUCCUUCGUCAGUAAGAUGUCUCCUCUGGACAUGAAGGAGGGCUUCCUGUCCUUUCAGACCAGCAGGUAUCGUCUCCAUUACUACGAGACUCCCAGUGGACUGAGGUUCGUCAUGAACACGGAUCUGUCAGUGAGCAACGCCAGAGAGACCCUGCAGCACAUCUACAGCAACCUGUAUGUGGAGUACAUAGUGAAGAACCCGGUGUGUGACUCUACUCACAGUUUGGACAGCGAACUGUUCAGCAGCCGACUGGACGCCUUCAUCAGAGCGCUGCCGUACUACAGCCCACGAGCUGCCUGACACACACACACACACACAGUGACACACACACAGUGACACACAUACAGUGACACACACACACUGUAACACACACACACACUCACACACACACACACACACACACACACACACACACACACACACACACACACAGUGUAACAGUUUUAUAGUUUGUUGAUGUAAAAUGUGUAAAAUGAUUUAAAGAGUGAAACUGUGUCUGAUAAUAAUCUGAAUAUGUAAACAGCUCCUCAUCUGAGCUCCCUAUUAAUACAAUCUGUUGUUGUUGUUGUUGUUGUUGUUGUUGUUGUUGUCAGAGGAGAAUGUACUCACCUUUCAAUAAAACAUCUUCAGUAUCUA